Messenger RNA from Trichosurus vulpecula (common brushtail), 4030 nucleotides. RefSeq names its product solute carrier family 22 member 4 (gene SLC22A4). Gene Ontology annotation, molecular function: ATP binding; transmembrane transporter activity. The transcript has 10 exons. The record is from RefSeq and is a predicted model, not a curated record. Gene Ontology annotation, cellular component: membrane. NCBI's taxonomy places the organism in Eukaryota, Metazoa, Chordata, Mammalia, Diprotodontia, Phalangeridae. Gene Ontology annotation, biological process: carnitine transport; transmembrane transport. The coding region runs from base 36 to 1697 and encodes 553 amino acids.
CUCCCAGGGACGUUCUAUCUCCCCCGAGCUGCGACAUGAAGGACUACGACGAGGUGACAGCCUUUCUGGGCGAGUGGGGACCCUUCCAGCGCCUCAUCUUCUUCCUGCUCAGCGCCAGCAUCAUUCCCAACGGCUUCAAUAGUAUGUCGAUAGUGUUCCUGGCGGGGGUCCCGGAGCACCACUGCCGGGUGCCCGCCUCGGCUAACCUGAGCAGCGAGUGGAGAAACUACACUAUCCCGCUACAAAUGCAAGACGGCCACGAGGUGCCCGGAAAGUGCCAGCGCUACCAGCUCGCGGCUCUGAUCAAUUUCUCGGCCCUGGGGCUGGUGCCCGGGAGGGACGUGAAUCUGAGUCAGGUGGAGCUGGAGCCCUGCCUGGACGGCUGGGAGUAUAGCCAGGACACGUAUCUAUCCACCAUCAUCACUGAGUGGAAUAUAGUGUGUGAUGAAAACUGGAAACCCCCACUCACAACCUCAUUGUUCUUCGUGGGUGUGCUGAUGGGAUCCUUCAUAUCAGGACAACUCUCAGACAGGUUCGGAAGAAAGAAUAUCCUCUUUGGGACUAUGGCUGUGCAGACAGGCUUCAGUUUCCUGCAGAUCUUCUCCGUCAACUGGGAGAUGUUCACUGUGCUGUUUGUCAUCGUGGGCAUGGGCCAGAUCUCCAACUACGUAGUGGCCUUCAUAUUAGGAACAGAGAUACUUGGCAAAUCAGUUCGUAUUAUAUUCUCUACAUUAGGAGUUUGCAUAUUUUUUGCAAUUGGCUACAUGUUGCUGCCACUGUUUGCUUACUUCAUCAGAGAUUGGCGGAUGUUGCUACUGGCUCUGACGGUGCCGGGGGUGCUGUGUGUCCCGCUGUGGUGGUUUAUUCCUGAAUCCCCACGAUGGCUGAUAUCUCAAGGAAGAUUUAAAGAGGCAGAAGAUAUCAUCCAAAAGGCUGCAAAAAUGAAUAACGUGACAGCACCAGUCGUAGUAUUUGAUCCUUUGGAGCUCCGGGAGCUAACGCCUCUACAGCAGCAAAAGGUAUACAUCCUGGAUCUAUUCAGAACUCGUCACAUCGCCGUGAUCACCAUCAUGUCUUUGAUGCUGUGGAUGCUAGUGUCAGUAGGUUACUUUGGUCUCUCUCUCAACACUCCUAAUUUGCACGGAGAUGUCUAUCUGAAUUGCUUCCUGUCUGCUGCCAUUGAAGUCCCUGCCUACGUGAUAGCCUGGCUGCUGCUCCGAAAACUGCCCCGACGAUAUAUCAUUUCUGGGACACUAUUCCUGGGUGGAGGGGUUCUCCUUUUCAUUCAGCUGGUACCCACGGAAUACCAUUUCCUGUCCAUUGCCUUAGUGAUGCUAGGAAAGUUUGGAGUCACUUCUGCCUUCUCAAUGCUCUACGUCUUCACAGCUGAACUCUACCCAACCCCCGUCAGAAACAUGGCGGUGGGUGCCACUUCCAUGUCCUCCAGAGUGGGUAGUAUCAUUGCCCCUUACUUCGUUUAUCUUGGUGAUUAUGACAGGAUCCUGCCCUAUGUUCUCAUGGGCAGCCUAACUGUGCUCAUCGGCAUCGUUACCCUGCUUUUCCCAGAAAGCCUUGGAAUGGCGCUACCAGAAACCUUUGAACAGAUGCAGAAGGUAAAAGGUUUCAGAUCCAAGAAAAAACCAAGGAACUCCACUGGGAGAGAGAAGAAUUCCAAGGUUUUCAUAACUGCAUUCUGAUCAACUUCUGUCACAUUUGGUAAACAGAGGUCUCUGAGACUGAGGAGAAACCAAAGCAUAUCCUGCCAGAAAGGACUACCUGAUGGAAAACACAAAGAGAACCCCAUUAUUGUCAAUAUCUUUGCCAUAUGUUAAACUAAGGUACUGCUAUUUCUGAUAUCUUGUCUUGUCAGCCAGAAUCAAAAUAUGUUUCUAUAGAAUUCUCAAAUGCAGUGGCUUCAUUUACAUCCAUGAAGGAGGUCCACAAUGCUUUUUGAGGAUGUGAUAGCCAAGAAGUGAAAUGCUCAGGGUGUCUCACUUAUUUUUAGACAGGCAAAUACCACCCACAUUAGAAACAUUUCAGAAGUUAAAGGCAGGAAUACAGCUUUGGGUACUGAGAGGUGUCUGGGGUUUAUUUAUUUUUUUUCAAUUGAAGCUGCACUUCCAAUGUAGUUAUUUCUAAAGCAAAAGCAUUUGGCAUUCCCUAUGAAGUAGAAAGAGUUUCAUAGUAUUCCUACCCUCAAUAUUUGAUGUACACUAACGUAAGAAUCUUUUAUCCUCGUAUUUGAAGACAUCUUUAAAAACAUUAACUUCACUUCCCAGAUAGCCCACUUGAAAUAAACUAAUGGUAAAAGUCCUUAUCAUUGUACAGGUAAGUCAUAGAGGUAAAGAAGCUGGUCAAAGUGACUCAGCUGCUAUUACCCAGAAUGGAGCUAGGAGGAUAGUCCUUGGCAUCAUAGGCCAGUACCAGCAUCCUCAUAGAGUACAUUCUCAUAAAACUCCACAUUUUUCAGGUUUCAAUUUGAAUAUGAAAAUAAUCCUGUUGUAUUAGACUUGUUUACAAAUCAGAUAUUUCUAUUGUAUAUUAGGAAAAGUUUGAAUAAAAAGUGCAUUGCCAAGUCAUCCCACUGGCAUGGAUGUUACCAUACUAGUGUUCACUGUUCGUGGCAAGAAUCUGACCUAAGCAUAUUUUAAAAUGGAAGCUGCUCAAAGCUAGAAAUAGGUUUUUGGUUUUUUAAAAAAAAUCAUUAAAAACAUCUCUUUUCCAGAAAUGGCUUUUCUGUCCUUGAGCACUACUGUCCAGAUGUGCCCCCAUCUUUCUGACUGUACAUUGUCAAUGAUAGGCAUCAGGGUUUACCACUGGGUAAACUGAUUAAGUUAGCACUCCUGCUAAGGUGCAAAAGUUUGCAUUCAUUUGAUGUAGGCUAGCCUACACAUUAAACAAUCAGACUGGAAAUGCCAGUGUUCCUACUCAGUCUUUACAUGGUCUUGUCUCUGAAAGCUGCUGAAGACCAAAUCCUUGUUAUCUAAGAAUUGUCUACACACAUUCCUCUUUAAAAUAUAGUUUUUCUGAAGAAAAAUACAUAAAUGCUUCAAGCAUCAUUGCAGUAAGCUGACUCAUCUUACUCCCCACAAUGUGUAAUGCUACAGGGUAUAUGGAAUAAACCACUAAUGGCCACUAGAUUUUUUAUUUUGACAUGCUUUCUGUAGCUCCUGAAAAAAAUUUUCUUCAACAGAGAAAUGUCCACAUAAUAAACCACUAAUGGCCACUAGUUUAUUUAUAUGUCCUCAGUGGCUCUUGAAAAGAAUUAUCUUCAACAAGAAACUUUCCAGGUCUAAGUACUUUUCAAAGGAACCUCUGAUUUGGCAUCUAGACGAGCUUUUUUGAUCAUUUAAAGAUGCUCACUUCAACAUCUUUGACAUUGAUAUUAAUUAUUAAACUCCUUAAGAGAGGAUUUUUUGGAGGGUACUAUUAGUAUAUGUGUGUAUAGUAUUGACACACUGAACCUAUUGCACAUUAUUACAAAUGUAAUUUUAAAUAUAUUAAAGUAUUUUAUAAAUCUCAUGCCUCUUGUGGAGCAAAAAAACUUACAUAUGCAUUUUUAAAUGUUUGGUAUUGUGGGGGUUUCCCCCAUUUUCACUCAUUCACUUUAUCAUUCAGUCUCAUAUAUUCUAGAAGGAAAAAUCUGUCUCCUCUGGGCCUUUAGGCUUCUCUCAUUUAAUUCAGUAAGCAUUUAUUAAGCUCUUAGGGAUGUAUCAUGUGUAUAAUGACUGUCAAAGAGCAAAGGAUUUAUUCAGCAAGGCCCCCAUGCUGCUGUUUCAUUUAUGUAGUGUGGUUUUUUAAAAUUAUGGUUUGCUUCCUGAAAAUUAUAUAUGGUCAAGAAUAUAAAGUGAAACAAUCCCUGAGAAGUAUUUUUGUAAAGGUCAUAAAGCAUUCCCUAGCCAAGAAUGUCUUGAAUUUUAAACUGUGUCAGUGAUUUCAAGAUGGUACGAUAUAUAGAAUGUAUAAGUGCCUUAAACUUUCCUGUAUUCUUCAAAGAUUAUAAAUGUUAGAGCUGAAAGGGACCUAGAGA